Messenger RNA from Polistes canadensis, 1855 nucleotides. Its product is annotated as roundabout homolog 2-like. Lineage: Eukaryota; Metazoa; Arthropoda; Insecta; Hymenoptera; Vespidae. The record is from RefSeq and is a predicted model, not a curated record. Gene Ontology annotation, molecular function: axon guidance receptor activity. Bases 1245 to 1754 code for a protein of 169 amino acids. Gene Ontology annotation, biological process: synapse organization; homophilic cell-cell adhesion. The transcript has 3 exons. Gene Ontology annotation, cellular component: axon; neuronal cell body; plasma membrane.
AAUCGCUGCAUCAGUCGCGAAUCGACCGUCGCGUCGCGAAGAUAGGUCGUUUUGCUUUUUUCGUAUGAAACGUUUCCAUCAUAUUAACCCUUUCGGCAGUUCUUUUUUUUUUUUUUGUUAUUCUUGAUAUUUUUUCUUACGAUGACACGAAUCGUUACGUGUUCUACGAUCGGUCAUGUAUAUAACGCAACUUAUGGUGGACUUUUCGUAUGGAAAGUGAACGUCAUGCAUGUAGUUUACUCUUAAAUAAAAAACAUCGAGUGAAAACUCUGAUAAGAUUUUUAACGAGUUUUAUAAGACGUUUUUCUUUGACGAUAAAAAAAGAACUAUGUUAAGUACGAAUGCAAUAAGAAAAGGAAAAAAAUCCAAGCGCAUCAUGCGUUAGAGUGUUAUUAGUUUAUAGUUAGAAUAAGAUAGACUCGAAACGUGUAAAAGAGUUAGAUCGAUCGUCGAUAAAUUCAUAUAUAUAUAUAUAUAUAUAUAUAGGAACCUCGGUAAAAAUCGCAAUCGAUAGUCGAUGAUUUCUAGUUGACUUUUGUCAUAGCAAACGUUCCCGAGAAUGCCGUGUGUGACAUACCGUCGCGAAAGCCGGCGAAACAAAUCGAUCGGAUUAUGAACCGUUCAAAAAUAGUUCCGGACUCGAAAGAUAACGAUGGAAAUCCCGUUAAUCGACCGAUCGAAGCGGUCGAUCGUUUUGCCUUGUAGGAGUGUGUGUUGUUAUCCUACGUGUUGGUAAAGAAGGAAGAAAAGAAGAAAGAUAGAAGAGUUACGAAGGACGAAGGGCCUUCUCGCUGAACAACGUCUCCCGCUAGUUCCUUGACCUUUUAGUUCUUUCUUCGUAUUACUCGGUGAGAAGUUAAUAAAGAAAGAAAGAAAGAAAGAAAGAAAGAGAAUAAGAUAUUAAACAGUGUUUUUGUUUACGAAAAAGAGUUUAUUCUUUUUCUCCUUUUUUUCGGGGGGGAGAUUUUUUUUUUUUUGUUAUUUUUUUUUUCCGAGCUCGUGCAUACACACCUUGUGCUUUUUAAUUCUCCGAUUAAAGAAUUUUGUGGUGCGACUUGUGAAAGAUCGUUGUUUAUAUUAAUUUUUCUUUCGGUAAGUUUCUUUUUUUUUUUUUUGUUAUCAUCUCGACGAUCCAGUGCGUAUGAUACUUGAACGAAGAGCUUGCUUGCAACAUUGCAAUUUGUUUGUUGGAAAGACGAUAAGGUCGUCGUUACAAAUAAAGGACCCUUUGGAUACCAUCGAAGAUGCCGUGCGUCGGGACGACGACGCCGUUCCUCAUCCUCACAAUAUUCGCUCUUACGGCGAAAGGGCAACUACGAUCGCCACGGAUAACGGAACAUCCAUCGGACAUAAUCGUGGCAAAGCACGAGCCGGUGACGUUGAACUGCAAGGCCGAGGGUAAACCGGAUCCCGUGAUAGAAUGGUAUAAGGAUGGUGAGCUCGUGCAGACGUCACCAGGGGACGCCAAGUCCCACCGGGUGCUCCUUCCCACGGGAUCCCUAUUCUUUCUUCGUGUUAUGAACGGGAAGAAGGAACAGGACGGUGGUGUUUAUUGGUGCGUCGCAAAGAAUCAAGCUGGUUCUGUACCUAGCAGAAAUGCCACCCUCACGGUAGCUGGUUGUGCACCGCAUGACGAAGAUAAGACGAGAUGGUGGUGCGUUCUUCAUGGUGCCAGUUCAACCCAUGGAAAUGGAAAGAGAAAGAGAAACAAAUAUGUAUAUAGGGAAAGAUAUAAAAGAAGGGAUGGUAAAUAGAUGGGUGGGGCACGUGAAAAGGAAAAUCCAGAAGCUCGUUUCGAAUAAAGGAUUAACGAUAGAAACGUGUGUGUGUUUACUUAUGCACAAUACAUUUAUAU